UUGGAUCUGUGAUGUCAUUAGGGAACAAUGGUUUCACCUUCUCUCUGAAUCUAUGGGAAUCGCCAAUGAUCUAAAAGGUUUAACUAUGUUUGGGCGUUUUGCGCCGAAUUCUUUAGCUCUACUGGCUGUGGUUGUUAUUGUUCUACAGAUUGUGUAUAAUAGUCCGGCGCUUGCUAAACCCCGACCACAACAAUUCUUAAACACGAAACAAUGGACAGGUAGUGCUAAUGAUAGACACUGGUCCGAUAGUGAUUCUAUAGGGACUCCUCUAACCCAGAGGUUAAAGAGAAGAGUUUCCGAACAGGAAGAUAUACUUAAAGAUCAAAAUGGUUUCAAGGUUUUGACUGCUUCUACUGAGAAGAGAGAAGGAAUUCAAACGCCAAUAGAACCGCUUCAUGAAUCAAGUGUAUCAAAUCAUGGAUCAAAUUUAAAAUCACUAAACGAUGCUGAUACAAGUGGGAUUUCCGGAACUGCUCGGGCAAACAUCAACAGUGGCUCGGCGCAGAGUCGAUCAGGAGUUUCCGUAUCUAAACCUAACGAAGYUACGCCGAGUGGAAAUUCGGUAAGCAKUGGAAAUAAUGAUGCAAAUGGGCAAAAACGAGAGGAUGUGUCAAAAGCAAGUAAAASUACAAAUAAUAACAAUGAUACACCAAAGGACAAAAAUGAUAAASYAAGUGACUCAAAAACACAGGAUACCCAAUCAAGCCCAAAUUCUGUCACRGUACAAGGAAACACUGUMAACGGACGUCCAAUAAGCUCGUUAAGCUCCGACCCUGUUCGGGAUCCACUCGGUAAUAGCGGCGCUGAGGUCGUAACAUCACAYCCACUUUUUGAAGACCGCGCACAAAACGAGCGCGGGAAUUAUUUAGAUGCGCGUUCUGAGGAUGGAGAACGUGGAGGCUCCAAGGAAACGUCUAGUGGACCAGAAGUUGGGCAUUUUCAAGUGGAUGAUAAGUCAGCUGAUUUAGAAAUCAAUGCUAACUCUGCUGGAGUGAAAGUUAAAGCUAAACCAGCGUCAUUACAGGUUGUUUCACGACCUGGUGCACAYCCCCCUACCCCUGUCGUUCCUGUAGCUCCUAUCAAUCCAUUUUAUCACCAUCAUCACUUCCAUCCGUUCUAUGAUGGAUACAGGCGAAGACGCAUGGGUCCGUUACAUAGACGAUACUAUAAUAGUCCAUAUCAUGCGCAUUAUAGGAAUUGGAUUCCACCACCUCACUUYCAUCGAUAUUGGCGACAUUACCUCGACGAUGAGCCGGCAUUCCGACGAAGCUACGAACAAUUCCCGUAUCCAUACCAUCAUCGACACCAUCACCACUACAGGUAUCCCGACUCAGAUCUCUACGAACGCUCGAGAAUGGAAGAAAUGUACGAGUACCCGAGAUUUAGACGUCGAUUCCAUGGACCGUAUAUACGGCAUAUGUACGAUGAUGACUUCGAGACAAGAUUCCACAUUCCUCGAGUCCCGAGGCCAUUUGUCCGACMCGAUAUCGUCACCCCGGUCCCUCCACCGGUGAACGUAUACGGUAAUCCACCACCCGCUAUUUUAAAUGGSUCACCGGCAGCUAGAUUCUUUGGCCCCAAUCUAGGACCUUUCACUCCUAUGCCAAUGGCAGGAAUGAUGCCCGCAAUGUAUGGACCUGGACCUGGAUUUAUGGGACCCGGGAUGCCUGGAUUUGGAAUGUUUGGACCAGGAAUGCCGGGACCGAUGGCCGGGCUGGUUCAAGGAUUCGGAGAACAGGAAAGCAAUGAAACACCCAGGAACGUAAAGAAAGCAUCAAUACAACGAUCUGGAAAAACGAAGAACACGAAAAAACUAACUGAAACUCCAAAGAAGAASAGCAAACAUUUGAAAAAGAUUCUGAAAAAGUUUAUCGGCAAAGUGCACGAUACCAAAUCCAGCAAUUCUAACACGUUCCCUGAGGUGAAGCAUCGUUCUCGCAGGUCAGCAGAUGCAGAACCAAAAGCUAAGAAAUCAAUCAACUCAACGCAUCACCUUCAUCCACAGAAGAAAAAGGAUCAGAAAGGCGCUCGUAAAAAUGCCAUUAUAAUGCAUAGACCUCCCAUCAUAUACCACCCACCACCAGAGAUUUAUCAUCGACCAGAUAUCGUAGUACAUCGGGCACCUAUACUGUUACACCGACCGUCCAUCAUCUAUCACCAACCUCCCGUAGUGGUACAUCGACCGGCCAUUAUWUACCAUCAACCAUCUAUUGUMUUCCACCAACCACCUCCYAUGGUACAUCAACCAAUCAUGCAUUCUCAUGACACUUACAUGACUAGACCUAUGAUCUUACACUCAGCGUCUAUGUUGUCACAUGCGACUAAUUAUCUUGGCAUUCCAAACCACGUGUUCGAAGGCGACUUUGGCGAUUGUCAUGGUUUACAUUGCCGCGCUUUUCGUAAGCACGCUGUACCACAUAAACUGAAAACUUCACGAGCUGAAGUACAAGGAAAGAUCUCUAAUAAAAGUAGUAAAACAAAAGCUAAACACCAUUCCUCRUCACGGCCAAAACGUGACAUCUACGCUGAUUAUAUUGAUCAUCUUGAAUCUAUGAAAUCCACSUGGGCCCCAAGAAAAGUGAAGAGAGAUCUAGAGUACUUAACCACUAAAGAAGCCUCUUCAGAAGCAUUGACUUUUAAAAAUCCCGMUAUUGGAAAGCGUGACGAAAUCAGCAGAGUCCCUGAAAAGGAGUCACGCAACGGUAACAAACGUGACUUGGAUGAUGAUAUGGACGAUUCUAGGACAGCCCCGAAAAAGAAAAAGGACGUUGUUGUUAAUCGACCUCCAAUCAUAUAUCAUCCUCCACCGGAAGUSUACCACAGACCGGAUAUUGUAGUACAUCGACCACCGCUAGUCAUACACAGGCCACCGAUUAUCUACCAUCAGCCUCCAGUUAUUGUGCAUCGUCCAGCGGUCGUAUACCAUCAACCACCUAUUGUCUUCCAUCAACCACCACCAGCUGUCAGUCAACCGUUGUUGUUCUCCCAUGAUUCYUUUACUGUACAUCCAUCGUUCUACGCGACGCAUCACGGAUCGGUUGUACGGGACUAUGGACAUUACAUAGGAAUACCGAACAUUGUAUCGAACUAUGGUGCCCCGUUAUUCCACUCACAUAUGGGAAAGAGGUCYAAGAUUAGCAAACCAUCCAAAGGUGAUAAAAAGUCUAUAACACCAGCAGCGAAAAAGACAAUAAAGGCACAAAAGAAGAAGACCAAYUCAGAAAAGGCCCACAAGAAGAACUCGGUGGUGAUMCGUCGUCCUCCUAUCAUCUACCACCCACCACCAGAGAUCUACCACCGUCCAGAUAUCGUUGUUCACAGAGCACCAAUAAUGAUCCACAGGGCACCCAUUGUGUACCAUCARCCACCAGUUGUAGUCCACAGACCAGCAAUAGUCUACCACCAACCUUCUUUGGUGUUCCAUCAGCCUCCUCCUGUCGUUCAUCAGCCUAUGUAUCAUUCACAGGAUACGUAUGUCACGCAUUCCGUCGCUGUACCGUAUGAAAGUCACAUAAGUCAUCACACAACUUACUUAGGUAUUCCUAAGCAUGCUUAUAUGAACUAUGAUUUCCACUGGAAUGACCAUCACAUGAGACAUGGCGGUUUUGAUCGCGGUUACAACAGCGAAUUUCAGCACAAUUACGGAGAUGGAUACUACAAAUCACAAGUUCCCACUAACAAGAAAGCUGCAGCRCGGGACCAAAUCUUGAAGGCMAAACAUCAUAAAAAGUCACUGAAAAAGAAGAAAUCAAAAGAAGAAAAGCCAAAAAAGAAAAACUCCGUGGUUAUCAAACGCCCUCCGAUUAUUUAUCAUCCACCACCGGAGAUUUUUCAUCGACCGGACAUUAUAGUACACAGAGCACCCAUCUUGGUCCAUCGGGCACCAAUUGUGUAUCACCAACCSCCGGUCAUYGUUCAUCGGCCGGCUAUUGUCUACCAUCAACCAAACAUYGUGUUCCAUCAGCCUUCACCAAUGGUCCAUCAGCCAAUUAUGCGUGCGCAUGACACGUUUGUGACACACCCUGUUGCCAGGUUGUAUGGUACAACAGUACACCAUGUUGGCUCGUUUACUGCAACACCGCAUUCAUAUUACAACGGCGAACACCAUACCCGAUAUUUGGCGUAUGGAAAGUCUAAAGUCCCUAUCAGCUCGGCCAAGCAAGAGAAGGCAGACUCUCGUGAUAAAAUCAAGUAUUCUAAAGAGAUGGAGGAUUUGGAGAUGGGCAGCGCAAGUGGUAGCGGUGAUUUCGUGGAAUUCGACGACGAAGGAAGUGGUGUUAGCGGAUCUGCUGACUUAGCUAUCGAAGUUGUAAAGACCAAACCUGCUAAAUCAAAGUUAMACAAAUCAAAGGUCAGCAACGAGGAUGCAUCAAAGAAAGCUGAAAUACCAAACAGCAAAGAGAAGGGAGCAACAGAUGAGAAAGCUGCUAAAGGAAGCAAAAAGAACUCUGUKGUGAUUCACAGRCCACCUAUUAUCUACCAUCCUCCUCCAGAAAUUUAUCAUCGGCCAGACAUCGUCGUUCAUCGKCCACCCAUCGUGCUGUACCGUGCACCAAUCAUUUAUCAUCAACCACCCGUCGUCGUGCAUCGUCCAGCRAUCGUUUAUCAUCAGCCKGAGAUUGUGUUCCAUCAGCCACCUCCUGUAGUCCAUCAACCAAUUAUGCACUCGCAUGACACUUAUGUCACGCAUUCUGUUGUUGUACCAGUUGGAAGUCAUCUCAGUAACGUACAACACUACCACGGCGUCCCACACGAAGAGAUCUACAUGCAAGGGAUAGGCCACGGUACUUUUAGCGGCAAGACUAGGCUAGGUCAUGACUCCUUCACUAAGUCUAUUCUGCCACUGCGAAUGCGUCACAUGAAGAAACCGCUGAAGGUACGAAGCAGACGAGCUGUUGAUGAUCUACCCCCAGGAAAAGCAACGUUCGAAGAUUCAAGGCAACCAAUCGGUGCUGGAGAACGUAUUCGACGAGCGGUUGAGGAGGACUUGGAGGGAGGUGAGGAAGUAAAUGUUGUUUUAAAACGAAGCRGUACGGGAACGGGUGUUGAAAGAAGUGAGAAUACGUUAGACAGUUUUAACUUAACAAAGAAUUCUACUCAUGAAACCGAUCAUUUGCACAAUGACACUGGUAGUAAAAAAACCAUCAUAAUCAUCCGCCGGCCACCGAUCCUUUUCCAYCCACCAAGUCAUGUCAUCCACAGACCUAAUAUCAUGGUACACAGGGCACCUAUCGUUGUCCAUCGUCAUCCAUUAAUCAUUCACAGACCACCUAUAUUGCUUCAUCGUAUGCCGAUUAUCAUCCAUCGUCCACCUGUACUCAUUCACAGACGGCCAAUGAUUGUUCAUAGGCCUGAUCUUGUAUUCCAUCGUCCACCAGUYCUUAUUCACCGUCAUCCAUAUAUUGUCCAUCCACAUCCAUAUUUGAUUCGCCGACCACCUAUAGUCAUCCAUAAAGGUCCACAAAUGAUGGUCCAUCACUCUCAGUACAUCCAUCAUUUCCCAACGCAUAUCAUUCACAUGGGAUGCCAYGGGUGUGGCUGUGGAGGGGGGAUGUGUGGAAAGAGUAAGGUCCCCAAGGUUACAAAGAAAGAUGUAACGAACCUGAAUGCCACUGAAGAAAAUCACAAGACCCUCAGUGAAAAUUUUGCUUCAGAUCUUAAGAUCAACAGCCAAGGGAUUAAAGAUAUUACAGGGAAUUACAAGUUCUCAUCGCAACCCGAAUCAGAUCCCGAGGGACUAAGCUCAUUUGAUUUUAAAAUCUCAGAGAACCCAUUGAAACAGACCGAGGGUUAUGCUAGUACUAAUAAGGACAAACGCUCUAUUGCAGAUGAAAAUAAAAAAGAUGAGCAUGCAAAGAAUAAGAAAAAGAAAAAGAAAGACGUAGUUGUCAGUCGUCCGCCAAUAAUCUAUCACCCUCCCCCAGAAGUUUACCACAGACCGGAAAUCGUUGUGCAUCGCGCACCAAUACUUAUUCAUAGGCCACCCAUUGUAUACCAUCAGCCACCAGUUGUAGUACACCGCCCUGCUGUUGUCUAUCACCAGCCACCAAUUGUGUUCCAUCAACCGCCUCCAGCUGUCAAUCAACCAUUGUUGUUUUCUCAUGAUCAGUAUGUACUGCACCCGUCUUCAAUAGCCCAGCAUAUUAACUCGGUAGUCAACCAAGGAGGACAUUAUGUUGGAAUACCUCAUGGUGGUAUAGAGAACUUCCCUCAUGUCGUCGGAAACUUCCCAGGUCCAAUGCAUUCAUACGGACACCCAGGAUAUCCAGGAUUUGCAGGCGGUGCAGGCUACAAGAGAGGUAAAGUUCAAAGGCCCGAUAAAAAAGAGGCCAAAAAGGWCAAAAAAGAAGAUGAUGAUGAUUUCAGUGGAUCAAGCUCCGGUGAAGAUGGCUCAACAAUGAGCACACCCAAGAAGAAAAAGCAUUCAAACGCACAUCGUAAGAACAAUGUUCUUGUAUACAGGCCUCCAAUGAUCUAUCAUCCACCCCCUGAGAUCUACGACCGUCCUGAUGUAAUAGUACAUCGUCCUGAUCUGGUUGUUCAUCAGCCUUCCAUAGUGUAUCACCAGUCAUCUAUUGUGAUUCACAGACCCCCGAUCGUCUACGACCAACCACCUAUAAUGUUCCAUCAGCCUCCACCGUUAACCCAUCAACCUAUAGUUACAUCUCAUGACAUGUAUGCAGCACAUCAGUACUUUGAACCCGUAGCGAGCGCAUACGGUAACUCGUACGGUAGCUCAAUUUCGCAUGUUGGGUCCUAUGUCGGGGCUCCGCAUUAUUUCCCAGGAGCUAACGCGUAUGGGUGGAACAUGCACCCUACUGUGAAUGGACCUAUUGGACCUGCGUUUGGACCAGUUGGACCCCCAAACUAUGGUCCUUACGGCCCAGGGUAUGGACCAGCUAAUGCUCCUUCUUAUGGACCUGCAGUUGGUCGAUCGGUAGUGGAAAAGAGUUCCAAAAAGAGCAAGAAAAGUAGUAAAAAAUCCCAUAAGAAGUCAAAAGUCCGAAGCAAGAGAUCAACUUCUUUGAAGUAUCAUCAACCUACGUAUUCAUUGCUUGAUCAUCAUGAAUCGUUCUUCUCAAAUCCAUUAAUACACAGCUUCCAUAGUGAGAGUUUACCGCAUGGUCGAGGACCAGUAUAUGAAAAAUCWAACGUCAUAUUAAAGAAAAUAUCCAAGAGAAGCACAAAGGGGAAGAAACGACAUCAUCACAAGAAAGGCGACCGAAAGAACACUAUCAUGGUACAUCGCCCACCAUUAAUAUAUCACCCUCCUCCUGAGAUUUACGACCGUCCCGACGUUGUCGUUCACAGGCCUGACUUAGUCUUCCAUCGGCCAUCUAUUGUUUACCAUCAGCCAUCGGUAGUUGUGCAUAGACCUCCUAUAAUAUACCAUGAGCCUCCAGUAGUGUUCCAUCAACCUCCUCCUAUGGUAAAUCAGCCAAUUGCGCACUCUCACGACACCUAUGUAGCCCACCACUACUUUGAACCUGUUCACGGGCCAGACGGCCAAACGGCCAGUUUUGURCAGCACGUUGGAACCUAUACAGGAUCGCCGCAUUAUUAUCCUCUCAUGCGUUCUCAUUAUUCAUUUGCGCACGCCUUUGGYAAGUCAAAGAUUUCAAAAACAAAGACUAAAAAGCACGCUAAGCAUCGUUCUAAGCGAUCAUCUCAAGUACAGAAYACAGCUGAGAAGACCGGAAGUAAGAAGAAUAAUGUCUUGAUAAUGAGACCYCCUUUAAUCUACCAUCCACCUCCAGAAAUCUACGACAGACCUAGUGUCAUUGUUCACCGACCAGAUUUAGUMAUUCAUCGGCCUUCGAUAGUCUACCAUAUGCCAUCAGUUGUGAUCCAUCGGCCACCUAUAAUCUACCAGCAGCCUCCAGUAGUAUUCCACCAGCCUCCACCCAUGAACUCACAGCCGAUAAUACACGCACAUGAUUACUACCGGCCUCACAUCUACCCUGAACCUUAUGCCUCAAGCAUAGCWCAUGCAGGAACUUAUGUUGGGGCGCCUCAUCACUUCGAAGGUGGAUGGGGCUUUGGGUUCCAACCACAUGGUCCUACGGGGCCAGUGUACGCGAAAUCAAAGGUACCUAAGUCGAAAACUAAUGCGAAACCGAAGACAAAACGGAGCACUGAAGACAAUGAAAAGAAUACUAAAAGCGCAAAGGAAGGAGAUAAGAAAAACAUAGUUAUUGCGCACCGACCUGAUUUCGUGUAUCACCCACCACCAGAGAUUUACGACCGCCCUGAUAUCGUCGUACACAGRCCAGACUUUGUUGUCCAUCAGCCUUCAAUAGUAUAUCAUCAGUCGUCUGUUGUACUUCACAGACCACCAAUUGUUUAUAAUCAGCCACCRAUAAUCUUCCAUCAGCCACCGCCUAUGGUACAUCAACCUAUAAUGCACUCGCAUGAAACUUAUGUAGGACAUCCCUACUUCGAGUUCCAACCGCACAACUCGUUUAUGUCACACGCAGGAUCGUAUGUUGGUGCACCUCAUCACUACAUUGGAGGUUUUGGCUACGGAUAUGAAGGACAUUUGCACGCCGGGCAYGCCUUUGCUAAGUCGAAGGUUGCUAAAUCAUCUAAAAAAUCCAARAAAGCAGAGAAAGGAUCAAAGCGAAGUAAAGUUGAUAAAAAGCAUACCAAGAAGUCAAAGAGUAAGUUUACUAAAGGACACAAGAAGAACCUUGUUGUGAUGCAACGUCCUAAUGUUGUUUAUCAUCCUCCUCCUGAGAUCUACCAUCGUCCUGAUGUUAUACUGCAUAGACCUGACAUUGUGAUUCAUCGACCUUCAGUUGUAUUUCAUCAACCUGCUGUAGUCGUCCAUCGUCCUCCUGUCGUCUAUCGCCAACCACMCCUUGUCUUUCACCAGCCUCCUCCGAUGGUCAAUCAACCAAUUUUACACUCGCAUGAAACCUAUUUGGCUCAUAAUUACUUCGAGCCUCAUCACUCCCACGUGGUACAUGCUGGUAACUUUGUUGGUUCCCCACACAUCUUCCAUGGAGGAUGGGGCUGGGGCUAUGGCACUCAUCACGGACUAGGCCAUGCCUUCGGUAAGUCGAAGGUAGAAGGGACUGACGAUAAAAAGAACAAUGAUAAAUCAAAGAAAGACAGCGAAAAAGAACAUGAAAAAGAUGACAAGGAAAAUGAUGACGAUGACGAAGGYGAUGACGAUGAUGAGACCGAGGGCACUAAGAAAUCAACAUUCCAUCAUAACAAAGCCAAAAAAGGGCAUAACAAAUCAAAAAGAAACAUCCACGAACAUGAUUUCUACUCUAARUUGUUUGGAARAGUUUACAAAAAGAGAUCAACCAAAACAGAUACUAAAAAAUCAAAGAAGAAUCAUUUCAAGAARUCAUCGAAAGGCGAAAAGAAGAACACAGUACUUAUACAUCGACCUCAGUUAAUCUACCAUCCUCCACCAGAGAUUUACGACCGGCCAGAUGUUGUCGUACAUAGACCAGACCUCGUAUACCAUCAGCCAUCUGUAGUGUACCAUCAGUCGUCUGUAGUGGUACACCGAGCACCAAUCAUCUAUCAUCCACCACCCGUUGUGUUCCACCAGCCUCCACCAUUGGUCCAUCAGAAUGUUCUCCAUGCGCAUGACACCUACAUUGCACACCCRUACUUUGAAUUUGAUCCACAUGGAUCGUCUAUCUCUAAUGCUCAUGCGCAUGCCUAUCACUAUACUGGAGCACCCCAUUUCUUUGGCGGUGGGUGGGGCUACGGCUAUGGUCACUCGUUUGGUUCCUAUGGCCCAGGAGCUGUCCCUGAUGGACCUUUCUAUGGGGGACCCCAUGGCCCAGCUCCUUAUUCCUUCAACGCUCCUGCGCCUUAUACGGUCCACGGCCCAGAGCCUUAUGAUGUCCAAGGUCCAGCGCCUUAUACGGUUCACGGUCCAGUACCUUAUGAUGUCCAAGGUCCAACACCUUAUACGGUCCAUGGUCCAGAGUCUUAUACGGCACAAGGUCCAGCGCCAUAUACUGUCCGCGCUCCCAUUCCAGCUAAGCCUUCUCCGGCUUCAGUUCCUCUGCAAGAAGCACCGAUCGCUAAAUCAGAUGUUCARAAAGUCCACAAACACAAAUCGACGGGGAAAAAACGUCACCAUCGCGACAGACGAAAUGCCGACAAAGACCAGCCAACAAAGAAAUCAAAACGUAAGAAGUCUAAAGAUAGACACCAUAAAGGCCACAAAAAGCAAGUUGUUGUAAGUAGGCCUCCGAUCGUCUACCACCCUCCAUCAGAGAUUUAUCAUCGUCCUGAUUUAGUCUAUCAUCGUCCCGACAUAGUUAUYCAUAGACCACCUAUUGUAAUGCAUCAAGCGCCAGUCGUUGUACACAAGCCUGCGAUAGUAUACCAUCAACCUGAUAUAGUCGUACAUCAGCCUCCUCCAGUUAUCCAUCAACCCGUGUUAUACGCUCAUGACACCUAUGUACCCCGUACAUGCUAUCAACCCUAYUGCAGCCAUAUUGUCCACGGUGGGUACGUAGGACCCCCUAUGGGAUGGACUAAUGGUUAUGGUCACAUUGUCAAGUCUAAAGUUGCCAAGGCUCAUAAGAAAAGCGUUACAAAGAAUAAGCAAGUUAAAGCAUCUAAAAAAGCUGAAAUAGCUCRUGCUGAAGACGAACCAGCUGCUAAACCAUCGAAAAAGAACGAUAUUGUUGUGAGUAGACCUCCGAUUAUCUAUCAUCCUCCACCGGAAGUUUAUCAUCGACCGGACAUUGUAGUACAUCGAGCUCCUAUCGUUCUUCACAGACCUCCUAUMAUCUAUCAUCAGCCACCGGUGGUAGUACAUCGACCUGCCGUUGUCUACCAUCAACCGCCUAUUGUAUUCCACCAGCCACCACCGGCUGUACAUCAACCUAUAUUACACUCACAUGAUACUUUUGUAGUCCAUCAUAAUGCUCUGUACGAGCCACGUGGAUCUAUGGUCUCGCACCAGACGAACUACAUCGGUGUYCCAUCGCAUGUAGAACAAUAUGACGGAGAAAUGGAAUCAGAAGACGACCACCAUGGUUACCGCUCAUAUCAUGGAGGUUACCAUGGAGGUUUCCAUGGACGCACCAUGCAUGGUCAUAAACAACAAUACGAUGAUGUACAUUAUCGAUCGAAAAUUGAACAUGUUAAAGAGGCGUCUGCUGAUAGUGAAGGGUCCAGUGAGGAUACCAGCGAAGGGUCGUCAGAAUCAGGAAAGGAGAGUCAUUCAGACGAAGCUAAAACAAGAACAAGAAGACAAGUGCUCGGGUCACAUUCUCUGUACCUUACUGAAACACCUUUAAACAUUAUCCAUCCAAGAGCACCAAUAKUUGAACGGUUACAAAAGAUGUCAACUAUACCGCGUCCUUCAAACGUUAAGUCUAAACGAGAUGCUGAACCAAAGCGAAGGAAAAGACAGAUUGAUGAGUCUGAGGAAGACGCGUUUCGAAGCAUGAAUGCUGGUAGCGCACCUCAAGAAAUGCAAUCAGCUUUWCCAUAUCAACGCUUUGCGUAUCCAAGACUGCCUUACUUUCAACCGCAGAAUCCCUUUUUACCGUUCCAUCGUCCUGAGGUCCGUGUUCACGUAGAAACGCAAAGAUCUAAGAUCCCUAAAGACAAAAAGACAUCUAAAAARCCUAAGCGUCAAGUCCUCCCAUAUGUUCAGCAACAAGUACUUGGUCCAAAUCUYAUGGUUCCACCUCCACCUGCACGACCUGUGCCAUCACAGUUUAUUGGAUUUCCACCCAUUCAUCCAGUAAUGCUGCCAUAUCCAUAUAUGAGCUUCGCGCCAAAAAGACCACGUGUGAGCAUAAAUGUACAGUCAGCACGAUCGAAGGUUCCACAGCCGUUGUUAAAGAGAAGUGUUAAAGGUGAGCGAAAAAAGAGACAAUUACUCUCUCCGUAUGUAAACCCUUAUUUGUUGGCUAURCGUCCAAACCCUUUUGGCCCGCAGGUGAUGUAUCCGAGGGCAGUUAGCCCGUAUUGGAAUCCCUUUCUCGUACAUCAAAGUUCGGGAAUCCCGCAUCCCGCCGAGCCCAGAAAUCUGCAAACAUUGCUUAAUAACUAUCUAAACUACAUGUACGAACUUUACACAGGAGGAUUAUUCCAUUACAAACGCCCCAAAGUCAGCGUCGAUGUCCAUACAUCCAAAUCAGACAUUCCAGGAUCUAAGUCACAUGACAUCGUCUUGCGUAGUAGGAGACAACUUUGGAAUUAUCUCCCAGUCUCUCCUCUAACAACUGGUGAAUAUCACUWYCCUKGGUUAUUGAAAAAUAUGGCUCCUUUAAAACGUACAAAUAUCGAAAAGAAAACUAAGAGAUCUGCAAAUAUUAAGGGCGUUGAUAAAGACAAUGAGAAGAACGCCAAAAGAGAUGAAUUUGCUCCACAGGCAGAUCAGAAUAUAAUGCCAAUGAACYCUGAUAAUACAGCGCCAUUACAGUUUAAUAAUGGAGAUCAAAACAAYCAGGCAUUUAAUACAGGAGCAGAGGGUUURAAUGAAUUAGGACCAGGGGGGCUGAACGGUGCUGCAGCUGAACCUCCUCAAACGCAAAGUUUCUUUGGAGGAAACGGCGGCGAUGAACAAAGAGUUGUCAGUGACAACGCCAAUUUACAAGAAAUUGCCCAACAGCAACAAGAUCAACCUCAGGUUCCCGGUGAAAACUCCAACGUUCCAAUUGGUGUACCACAAAACUCUAAUGAUUUCCAGGAACUUCAAGCUGCCAACAGAAUGGCAGUACCUAAUAAUGAAAUAAACCAACUUCCUGGUCAAGCGGGACCAUUCUUGCGUCCUUCAGCUCCGCUACUAACACCUCCAAUGCAACCAAUGUUCCCAKUACCACCUGUGAUUGGUCCGCCUCCUUUGUUKAGGCCGUUCGCACCCAUUCUCCCACACCAACKUUUACCACUUCAGUCGCCAUACCAGACUUUCUUUGGACCUACAGCCCARCCACAAGUCAAUGUGAAUGUUAAUACUGUMAAAUCAACGCUUCCUCGUGUUAAAUCCAAGGAUAAAGUAAAGGCUGACGGUAGGGCUGGGAGAGAACACAAUAAAAAUAAUUCCAAACGGCAACGCAUCUCACUCUUUCAACGCAUGCCCGCGCUGCAAGUGUUGCCACAAAGAUUCUUACAAGAUGGUGUACAAAUUCCUUCGUUUUCAGGUAACAAUAAUGCAAAAGAAUCAAAAGAUCAGACUAACGACGUUAUCGUCACCGAAGUAAGACGUAAGCACGCUAUUCCAAUCAAUUCCAGCAACAAGGAAACACCACAAAAGCGUCAAUUCUUUCACCUCCCUGUUCAGCCCAUCCAAACCGUUCAGCCUUUAGUCUCUCCCCUUCUUCCGCUCAGUUUCCAAAAUCGACCUAAAGUUCACGUACAAGUUCAGAUUGCCAAAAGAAAGUCUAAAGUUUCUUCAAUUAAAGACGGACAGAAGGAAACAGACUCUGUUAAAUCCAAAAGACAAAUUUACGGCAUGAACGAGCUUCCACAUGGACUUGAAUUUCCAGACGAUAAAGCAAAUACUUCAGGCGAUAAAGUUAACGCCAAAAAGUUCAAGAUUCGAAGUGAGGAAGAUUCUGAGGAUCCCAAGGACGCAGCAAAGACAGUACAAAAGCGAGAUACGGAAGAACCAAAGAAAUUCACUAAGACAAAGACGGAAGAUAAAAAGAGGCAGUUUGUGUCACCAUUUGGAGGUGAACGUCAGCAAGACUUCACUGGCAAUGAAGAACCUCCUCGCGAAGCUCAACAGGAUCAACAGGCUUUGCCCGAGGAGCRACUACCGUUUAAUCCGAACGAUCCUCAGGCGGCUUUCCCCCAGCCCGUGCCAGAACCACCGGCGUUACAGCCUGCAGGUGUAGCACAACCACAGCCUUUACUUCAAAUGGCAAAUCCAUUCACACAGCCUCAAGUUAACGUCAACGUUCAAGUUGCGAAAAAGUCAGUCGCUGAAAGAGUAACGACCGAAAAACACAAGACUUUUUCUAAAAGGCAGUUGUUUGGAACCGUACCGUUGUUAGCGGCUCCAUUAAGUCUUGCUAAUGUCAAUACUAUAGCUAAGACAGGCAACGAGAGAUCUAACGUCCCCAAUACUAGUGUUCCUAGUAAAGAAAAGAGACAGAUCGCUCAGCCAAUAGUCGCUCAGCCAGCGUCGUACGUGGUUACUAGUGACUCCCAGCGAAAGGUGAAUAUCGAUGGACAGACGUCGCGUUCUGACAUUGGUCGUAUUAAGAGACAGCUGUACAAUAUCUUGAGUGGACAACAGGCUCAAGCUGAACAGAAGCCCCAGGUGGAGUUGUCUCGUCGGUCUCUCUCAGAGCAAAUAAAUGUWAAAGGCGAUAAAUCAGUUCCUAAAGUAAAACGACAAUUAGCCAACCUUAUCAACAACCUAUUACAGCGUAGAGGAGGGCCCAGGCUCCUACAAAACAUCCUGAAACAACGUAAACCGUCUAUUCUGUUUAGUACCAACAAUAAUAACAACGAUAAUCAGAAGCCUAUUGAAAUCUUUGGGGAAAACCCUCCAACAAGGGGUAACAAUGAAGGAMGGGGKCAACCACGCCCUAAUGAUAUAGGUGCUGGUKCACCGAUGAUGGACAUGACAUCAGCUCCUCCGAAUGCAUUUGCUGGUAACCCUUUUGAUCCUGCAGCACAAAAUAUCCAACAACCUGUCAAUACUCAAAUGACGCAGCAAGGUGUGGUUCAAGACCAAGGUCAGGCCUCUUUUAGAAGCCAAGAUGAACCGAGCAGUAGGGGGAAUGCACUUCGAUAUUUACAGAAUUCUCCAAUACCGAACUUUAUAGCACAAGAGCAAGCUCGUCAACAAGCACAGCAACAGUUUAUAAAUGCUCAGAAAGCUGAAAUAAAUGCUCAGAAAGCUGAAAGGAGGAUGUUCCCUCCUCCACGAACAUUCUUUCCCCCACCAAUGCCRCCACCACCUUUCCUACAGGAACCUCCUUUGCCAGCUAACCGUCCUUUUCUGCAACGACCUCCUUUUGAAGAAAGACCUACAUUCCUUCAACGACCGCCUCUACGAGCUAACCCUGCACUUGAAGGUCGGCCACCUGGAGGACUCCAAUUCGGACUACCGCUACCCCCAAUGAUGCCACAGGUACCCCCAAUGUAUCCGAUGGUACCGCAGUUACCCCCUCCUGGACUACCGCCUUUCUAUCCAUUUAUGUUCCCACCUAUGCAACCGGGAAACAUGGGCCCUUUUGGCCAAAACAGUGAAGACGAUGACCGUCCCUCAGUGAGUGUAAAUGUCGAGACGUCAAGAUCCAAUAUUCAGAAAUCAAAGAAUAAGAAAAAACCCUAGACAGUCGUGGGCUGUUGUCGGAGAAAUAAAGUUUUUUACAGAACCAAGACUGCGCUGCAACAAUAGUAUUUGACAAGUGUCGUCACCUAAAAGGCACGCAGUAGCAACCAAUCACAGUACAGUAAUUCCUUAUGUUGCCUGCAUUGCAACGAUCCAGCAGUAAUUCGUCAAAAGGCUGGAGAAAAAACGUUCCUCUACRAGUGGUAAAUGUUGAACUUUGAUUUUCUAAGAAGUAUUUGCAUCUAAUUGAGAACAUUUUAUGGCAUGAACUGUUUGUGUAAGUAAGAUAGACAUUAGAAGACCAUUUCCUGGUUUAGUGUUCUGUACAAUACAGGACUAUACCUUCAUAAGGUAGAACACGCAUUGGAUUAUGGGAUACUUUGAGUUACAAAGUUAUAUCCUGAAAAUAACUGAUUCUUUUAUAGAGUAUUUCGAAAAAAGAGAAAAUAUCUAAUUUCAAACAACUAUUAGGCUUAAAAAAUGUUGCAUUAUCACGAUAGAGUACCCAAGGUAUCCCAUGGUGCUUUGCGUCAUGAGUUGUACUAUAAGAAAAUUAUAAAGAAUUAUAGGAAAGUGAACUGAACUUAAAUAAUCRAUAAUAAAGUUAGUAUCUGAGAUUACAUCCCAAUUAAUACAAAAGGAGUUAAGGAGUUAUAGAAAGUGUUUUUUUGUGAGUCAAGGAUCCUAGUCACGUGACGAGCGGUCAUGACGUUUAAGUCUAUCACUAUAAUAAUUGACCGCUAAUGAAAUGACGUAAUCAUAGGAACAUGAGAUUAGCGUUSGUAGAUUUCUGUUGAUAUUUACUAUGAACAGCGCCAAGAGAUUUUCUAUCAAUUAUGAUAUUAAUCAUUAAAAAUAGUGUUUGAAAUAAAUACUUUACUUUUA
Molecule: messenger RNA, 16168 nt
Organism: Exaiptasia diaphana
Lineage: Eukaryota; Metazoa; Cnidaria; Anthozoa; Actiniaria; Aiptasiidae
Exons: 5
Coding region: 53-15283 (5076 amino acids)
Biological process (GO): rRNA processing; ubiquitin-dependent protein catabolic process; protein ubiquitination
Cellular component (GO): nucleus; nucleolus
Molecular function (GO): DNA binding; ubiquitin protein ligase activity
Source: RefSeq, a predicted model, not a curated record